AGUCAUGUACAUGUAGAUUGAUUUGAAUUUGUAGAAUGUUCAUGGUACAAUACUGACAGUAUUUUUAUUGUUGUUUGUUCACGGGAACCGGUCAUCCCAUAAGAAUAUUUUGCAACUGUCACUCUCCACUUUAUUAGUUGGUUGAGCCUGCUUUUAUUUCCAGGGAUUUUCGUUUUGCUUUUUCGACGGGGACAGCGCAGUUCCUUCUUGCUCGUGUGUGUGUUCAACACAAGCACUUUCACUAAUACCAGGCCGACCGACACUUGCAACCUUGUGGAAUGGCUUAGAAAGUGUGGACGCAGUGAUAUUGAGCAUGGAGGAGAUCGGGGAGAACCUGUAUUCAUUUACUGACUCGCCUCUCACCGAGGAUAAAUUUUCUGAUGACUACGAUCAGUACUUGGGUACAAGCACUGCGCUCAUCAUUGACAAUGGUGCAUAUCAAUGUCGGGCUGGCUGGUCUCGCGAUGACUCGCCGCGUCUCGUCUUUCGAAACCUUGUAGCCAAAGGGCGCAACAGGAAGGAGAUGGAGGCAAUGGUGGUUGGCAACGACAUAGGGAAUCUGGAAUCAAUGCGCUGGGCACUGCGCUCUCCUUUUGAUCGUAACUUGGUAACUCACUACGACACACAGGAGCUGGUCUUUGAUCACAUCUGUUCUCGACUGGGAAUCAGCUCGGACGGCGCGGUUGGCCACCCUGUUGUCCUUACUGAGCCAGUCUGCAACCCACCGUACUGCAGAUCAUUGAUGUCAGAGUUGCUGUUCGAAUGCUAUUCCGUCCCCUCUGUGUUAUACGGUGUGGACAGCCUGUUCAGUCUCUACCAUAAUCUGCCUGAUGCCGCUCGAAGCGAUGCCCUAGUCGUAGCCUGUGGCCACCAGGCUACCCACAUACUGCCAGUCGUCGAUGGCCACUUGGAUGCAUGCCAUUGUAAACGUAUCAAUGUUGGAGGUGCUCACUGCGUGGGGUACAUGCAGCGCUUGCUGCAGCUUGGAUAUCCGGUGCACUUGCAGUCACUCACUCUAUCCCGUGCACAGGAGCUAGUUCACAGACACUGCCGCUUUGCAAUCAACUACUCCGACGAGUUAUCUCUGUGGAAGGAAACCUGUACAAACCGUCCCUCUUACCUCUACAUACAAAUGCCGUUCACACCCCCACCCAUGGAAAAGCCAACCGAUCCGGGGCAUGAAGAAAGAGAGAAGCAGCGGAAACUAAAGCAAGGACAGCGUCUGCAAGAAAUCAAUGCUAAACGGCGGCAAGAAAAGCUAGAUGCACUUCGUGAGGAAGUCGACCAUUUCAUCAGCAUUCUUGACAUGCAAGAAAAGGAUCCCGAUGCGUUUCAGGAUACGAUAGAGAGCUUGGCAUUUCAGUCAGCAGAUGAUGUCCAGCUUGCCAUUGAUAGGGGAAAGCAAUCGAUGAAGUCGCUGGAGGAUCAAAUAGCGCGACUUUCACAACCAUCCGUUGAGAGCUCGAAGCGGAAGUCUAGUAAGACGAGUGCCGAAGCGAAAUCGAAACGUAUUUGUGAAGAAGUUCUGCCGGGUGUUCUUGAUGACCCGGUGCGUUUUUCUGACCCCGGCACUUGGAUUAGAGGUUUACACAGCAAGCGGCAGACUAUCAUGGAGUCCAGGGAGAAGCGGCGGAAGAAGCGCUCUGAGCUAUCCAAGCGUCAUAGCCAUGCUUCUCACCAGCGCAUGCGUAUCAUUGCUGAGUUGGCGCGGGAAAAAGCAUCUACGGAUAGCCGUGGGAAGCCCAAGGAAGACACGUUUGGCAUGAACGACGACGAUUGGCAUGUUUACAGGGAGAUUAGCAAAGGAGAUGGAGAGUCGGACAGCGAACGAGACGAGAUGCGACUUUGUGAGCUGGAGAAUCUGCUUCUGGAGCACGACCCCACCUACAUUCCCACCGAUGGACCGGAGGUUGCCAGUGCAGCACCCGCUCCGACGGCGGUGUCCUAUCGGAUAGCAGUUGGGACGGAGCUUGUUCGCGUACCGGAGAUUCUUUUUCAGCCAUCGUUGGUUGGCGUUGAUCAGGCUGGUUUGGUGGACACGAUGGAGUUUGUUCUGAAAUCUUACUCCGACGAGCAGCAGCAAAAGAUGGUGCAGAAUGUCUUCCUUACCGGAGGCGUGUCAAAAUACCCCAACUUGAAAGAGCGUGUGGACAGGGAGUUGCUAGCAAUGCGUCCGUAUCAGUCUUCUUUCGGUGUUACACUCGGUGGGGAUCCACAUCUGGAUGCCUGGCAUGGCGCAAAGAAGUUUGCCGUGGAAGAAGCCGACUUUGCCUCACUGUCCCUCAGCCGCGCUGACUACUAUGAGCGUGGAGGGGAGUAUCUGCGGCAACACCUUGCGUCAAAUGUAUUCGUUUCUCGGUGAUGACUCCCUGGAGUUAUUUCCCAGUGAUGCCUCCCUGUAGUUAUUUCCCAGUGAUGACUCCUGUAGUCAUUCCCAGUGAUGACUCCUGUAGUCAUUCCCAGUGAUGACUCCUGUAGUCAUUCCCAGUGAUGACUCCUGUAGUCAUUCCCAGUGAUGACUCCUGUAGUCAUUCCCAGUGAUGACUCCUGUAGUCAUUCCCAGUGAUGACUCCUGUAGUCAUUCCCAGUGAUGACUCCUGUAGUCAUUCCCAGUGAUGACUCCUGUAGUCAUUCCCAGUGAUGACUCCUGUAGUCAUUCCCAGUGAUGACUCCUGUAGUCAUUCCCAGUGAUGACUCCUGUAGUCAUUCCCAGUGAUGACUCCUGUAGUCAUGUCACUGUGAUGCUGCCUAUAGUUGUUUCCCAGUGAUGACUCCCUAUAGGAACAGUCUGGUAGUCCUGCUAGUAUCUGGAUAUUACUUGUGUGCCAUGCGGAGGAACCCUUUGCUUUUGCUGCUGGUGCUCGUGCGUCGGCAGGGGACACUAUUCUAAGAGUGCUGGAGACUCCUUGUUGCCUCGGUCCUGGUGAAUGCACGUCGUGAGAGGCACGAUAGGACAGCAGUACGUGCUUGCAGUCAGUUUGGCUUUGGGGAAAACUUCUCACCUUGGUAAGACCAUGCACAAGAUUAUGCAAUGGCUGAACACUGCUCUCAGCGUAGUCGGAUACCGGUCCGAUGGAUUGUACAUAUUCGUUUGUUUACUUGCUAUGUACAAAGCUUUCCUCGUUUGUAAAUACAAUCAUUGUCAUGUCGCUGUAUCUUGUUUGUAAAUACAUUGUCAUGUCGCUGUAUCUUUUGUGGGGUAUGGACUGGUUUCUAUAUAUACUCUUGUGCUUCUUAGAUAUAGCUUUCUUUUAUUCGUUUUUACCAUGCGUUUUUGACAAACAUACCUGCAGGCAUACCCCCCCCCCCCACGCACACAAACAGGCACACACUAUUCAGUAUUAUCAUUAUAGUUUGCCCGUGCUUGGUAAGCAUUUGUGUCCUGUGUGCUCAUGCCCAAGUUUACCAGCUAUAUAAUCACUUCCUUUCUCAACUGAUGUAUAUCCCCUGGCAAUAGGUCAUGCUCGUGCUAUAUUCAGUCUUGUCCACACUGUGCUCUCUCUCUCUCUUUCUCUCUCUCUCUCUCUCUCUCUCUCUCUCUCUCUCUCUCUCUCUCUCUCUCUCUCUCUCUCUCUCUCUCUCUCUCUCUCUCUCUCUCUCCCCCCCCCCCCCCCCUCUCUCCCCUCUGCCUCUUUCUCUCUCUCUCUGCCUCUGCUGUGAGCUUAGUUCACAUCUAGAUGGAGUGCAUGCAGCUCUGCUGUACCAUAUCGCAACUGUCUUUUCUUUGCCUUGCUGCUUAUUUGCUGUCUUGCCUUGAACGGCUCCUGGAGAGCCUAAUUCACACAAACACCUGGAUCAUGGCAGCGUAUGUUCACCAA
Messenger RNA from Sycon ciliatum, 3818 nucleotides. RefSeq names its product actin-related protein 5-like. The transcript is spliced from 21 exons. Gene Ontology annotation, biological process: regulation of DNA-templated transcription. Gene Ontology annotation, cellular component: Ino80 complex; cytoplasm. NCBI's taxonomy places the organism in Eukaryota, Metazoa, Porifera, Calcarea, Leucosolenida, Sycettidae. The record is from RefSeq and is a predicted model, not a curated record. Bases 314 to 2362 code for a protein of 682 amino acids.